This is a messenger RNA of Alternaria conjuncta, 2202 nucleotides long. RefSeq lists its product as uncharacterized. NCBI's taxonomy places the organism in Eukaryota, Fungi, Ascomycota, Dothideomycetes, Pleosporales, Pleosporaceae. The coding region runs from base 1 to 2202 and encodes 733 amino acids. The record is from RefSeq and is a predicted model, not a curated record. The transcript is spliced from 3 exons.
AUGUCGCGUCCAAGUCAAUCCAGUGAUACGCGCGACGAUAUCGAAGCCCGUGAACUUACCGAAGAAGUCGCUACUACCGUCACCGCCUUCAAGACGCGCCUCGAUGACGACACUACUAUUGUCUCGGCAUAUUCACAAAGUGUGAUAGACCCAGUGAGCAAGGUCAACGAGAACGAGUCUCGACUUCGGCGUGAACGUGAUGCUGCUCUUUGCACCGUUGGCGAACAGAAGCGAAAGCUGAAUAAUCUGUACACCAAAAUCGGACAGCUUUGGGAGGAGAACGAUGCCCUCAAGGAGAACACUACGACCUCAAAGGACCAAGAGAAGAGUACCGAAGAGCUUUGUGGAGCAUGCAGAGUGAAAGACGCCGAGAUCGCUCAACUUCACGAACAAAUCGACUCUGCAGGUGAGUCAUCCGAAGAGAGCAAAGAAAUGGGCUCUCGAACCCAGGAGUGUAACCUUGCGUUGAUAGAAGCCAAGACCGAUCCCGACGAGGACACCGCACAGACCGGAUUACGUAUCGCAUAUUUCAAAGCAGAGGAAGAGUUGCGGACCAAAGACCUCGCGCACGCCGCGGAGAUAGUGAAGAUUAAAGAAGAGCAUGGCAUCCUCGCUACUCGCCUCUACGAGGAAGUGCGUGAUGCUCGCACAACCACCAAUGAAGAGCACGCAGAGAGACUAUGUACGCAGGAACAGCUCUCCAGCAUCGCGAAAGAACUCUCCAACACCAAGAAGCAGCUCUUCGACUCGGAAGAGCAGUAUCAGAUACUCUACGACAUCAUACCCAAGCCGGGAGGAGGUAGAAUGGCAAAGCCGCCGCUGCCAGCCAUACCGCUAUUCAGUCACAACGGAGAAGUGGAAAGUUCCUCACCUUCGGUACCGCGCGCCUCUAGCCUUGUGCCAACAGAUCAUUCGCAUCGUAGUCACAGCCAAGACAAAGAGGCUUCUUCAACCCCAUCACAUAUCUCCAAUGGCUCGAAGUCUAGCCGAGAUCAGCACACCCUCGAGAGAACCUGCGACGCGACGCGCGCCCCUCCUUCCUCAACUCCGCCGAAGCGGGUUAUUGACCAAGUCGACGAUGCAGCCUCUCCGGCACCUAUCAGUAAGCGAGGCCCAGGCAGACCACGAAAGGUGACGUCUACGCACUACAACCCACGAGCUCAUCCGCCCCCGGAAUCCGAGACUCCAUCUACGAUCGUCGUUGAUAAGCCUUCGCACAAACUCGACCAAGACCAAUUAUCGAUACAGCGACCAAAGAAGCGGAGAACGCUCGGUUUCGGACCGUAUAAACCCAAACUCUCCUCUGCCGAUGACAUACCUUGGCUGUUCUGUGUCGCGGGCGAAGGCGAAGGCAUCAGAUAUCAUACGCUCGACGAUUUAUCCCCCGAGGCCCAAGCGAUAGUCACAGAAAGGUUCCAAUACUGGUUCAGUGCCAGCAACAAUGCCCAAUACAACCCAGCCGAUACCUACCACCACAAUGAUUACGCCAGGAUGGUCAAAGAAGGCAACCGGCUAGCGAAUGUAGGAGCAGGAUGCGUACAAAACAUGGUAUUUGCAAAAGGCAGACCAUCAAAGACUGCAAAGCAGACUGGUGAGCAUGAGGCUUGUGGCUCAUGUCAGAGCAAGGGCUCCCCGUGUGUCAGGAUGAUUCUCCACGACGGGAACCCGGUCCUAUGCUGGUACCGUCAGGGCUCGGUUAUGUCAUCAAUUACGACGUGGCAAGACGCAGCCUAUUGGAUAAAGCAAAGAUCGUCAACAAUCGAGGAGCCCGAACCCGAGCCUCUGCAGUCUACUGAUCUAGCAGAACCACCCGUAGUGCCCCAUAAGAAAUGGUGCAAUGUCGAACGUUACGCCCUUUGGCGCUGCAUCAACAAGUGGUGCAAAGAACAUGGUGUAGACGCGUUCACGCAAGCAAAAUUCAACCUGGCUACAUGCUCCAAUUUUGCGGACCAGAUAAAGACAGACUGUGGAGCUCAAGGCAAGGAGUCAGAUCGUAGCGCAGAGAGCGUCCGCGCUCAGUUUAGAGGCGCGCUUCGCCCUCUGGACCCCACGGAACCUAACAAGCCGAUCACAGAGUUGGCCGACCGUGCAGAGAAACUGAGAGCUAAAAUCGAAAGCGGCGACUAUGUUUCGGUGGAUGAGAGGUAUCCGGAAGCAGCCAUCAAUAUUCCAGGGGAUGACAAGUCUGACGCUGGGUUGUAA